This is a messenger RNA of Seminavis robusta, 2466 nucleotides long. The record is from the annotation of a GenBank genome assembly. NCBI's taxonomy places the organism in Eukaryota, Bacillariophyta, Bacillariophyceae, Naviculales, Naviculaceae.
AUGACGAAUCGGCACUCUUACACUCCCAGCCUCUCAGAAGCAAACAAAGAGGCUGCUGAUAUCAUCAACAGCGAUAGACAGCAGCGGAGAGUUGCAUCUAUUACAUCUACUACUACAACACCAUCUACUACUGCUAGUAGUAAGCAACCAGAAACAGAGGGGAGGAGAGGAAAGAAUAGAAGCAGUGCCACUCGCACCACUGAAAGCAGUGUGGAACGCAAGUUGGCGAAAGAGGUGGAAUUCUGGGAUUCAAAUUAUCAAUCUGGCGGUAACAAAGACCUUGAAGUUGACAGAGCUGAGCUUACCGUGAGUCAGGAACCUUUCGUAAGAACAACAAGGACAAGUCAGAGUAGCCAUUCCAGCAACACUAGUAGUGGAAGACGCUCUCCAUUUACUAGAAGAAGCAGCCUGAGUACUAGCAGUACUGGCAGCAGACGAUUCAAGAUGAGAAAGGUCAAUUCUACUGGUAGUAACGGUAAGGGAGGUGGAAGCAACGGUAACAAAGAAUCGGGACUCGAAGAAACAAUGACAGGAAAGGCCCAAGUUUUGGGAGCCACAAAUUCUGGUAUAAAACGUACAGCUACAUCGGGUUCAACCGAAGGCAGGAGAAAUCGUGGCGGAAAUCGAUCGAACCAUUCUCAAUCGACAUCGAGCACGUUACGACGCGCUGUUACCGAUACAGGAAUGUCCCGCUCCAAACACGAAGUAUCUCCUACCACUAGGUCCAACAACAAGUUGACUUCGCAGUUCAUGAGAAAGGGAGUUCCCACCAAAGGAUUCCCCACUCAUGCCACUGCCAUCUCCACGACUGCUACUAUUAAUAAUAGUACUUUACUAGCCGAACACUCGGACCUCAGUGAUCCCGAUGACGACGAUGAUGAUGAUGAUGACAAUGACCACCAAGACGACCCUCUUUCUCUGACCAGUACUACUGCAGCCAUUGUUAGUUUUGGUACCAUGCCUCGGGCUGACCGCACGGGACGACUCAAGUCCGUCAAUAUCGACGACAGUCGUCGAGACAGUGGCGGAUUUUUACAGAAUUCCAUUCGAAACUUUCUUGGAAGACGCAGCUUGUCCGAACAAGAAACAAACAGCCAAACGGGCAGUACGUUACUAGCCGGACUGGGAGACAAGUAUCAAGUCGAUCAGAGUGUCAACCUUAUGGAUAUGGAAUCUGCCGAACGACAAAUGCAAAAACGACAAAAGAAACAGCAACGCAAGAGUUUCAAGGAUAUCUUCUUUGGAGACGAAAUGCAGUUUGAUGACGUGGGAAUGGAUGAUAACUCACACGCAUCCUUCAAGCCACGACGCAGUGUCAUGAUUCAACAUCAGUCCAAACCACCACCGCCGUGGACCAAGUGGUGCACGGCCAUUAUUGUUUCACUUGUACUUUUGGGGAUUGUGGGGCUCCUGGUGCCACUUGUCGUGCAGGGGUCCGUCGGUGGUGGUAACAAUAACAGUGAGGCCGUUACCACACCCGCUCCUACGGCUCUUACCACCACACUGCUGACACCGACAGAGACACCCGCAUCUACUAGUACUACAGAGACCGAAGAAGAAGAAGAGAUGUUGUCGGUUGGUGCUUCCGAAAGUUCCGUCAUUCCUCCGGCCGAACAAGCUGCCAGUCUCAGUCAAGAACAAAAAGAACAACUAGACAACAAACUGGAACCAGAACAACAACAAGAAUCUACUACAACUGCACAAGUAGUAGUUGAAGAAGGAGAAGGAAAACCACCCGAAGAUCUAUCCAUUGCCAAAAACGAACUCUGGGAUGAUCUCGUUGGAUUGAUCACCAGAAAGGGUGUCACACCGCAAGGUGACUUUGAUGAUCCAACCACCAGUGCCUACAAGGCUUUGGAUUGGAUGAUUGAAUACGAUAAAUCAAAUGACUUGUCCAUCAUUUCAUCCGAUACUGAAUCCAACCUUCUCGAAACAUACGCACUCGCUGUCCUAUACUUUGCCACACAUCCGUCCAUUGGCGCCAAUACAAGACCCAUUGUCAAGAGUUUCUCACUCAAGACAAACCACGGCAAUAAUGAGAAUGAGAAUGAGGAUUCUGCUGCGGCAACAGAGACAGAAGAAACAGAGAGUAGUCUGCUCCUCGAAGAACUACAGCACGAUUGGAUACAUCAGUCCAAACCAAAGUGUCAUUGGAAGGGUGUACGAUGUAGCCAUCUUCACAAUGUUGUCAAGCUCAAUGUCACACGCAGUCAUCUCGCAGGGACGCUGCCCGCCGAAUUGAACGCAUUGCAACACUUGAUUGAAGUGGACUUGAGUCACAACAAUAUUGGUGGAACUUUGCCGUCAACAUGGCCUACUGGAUUGACACACAUGCAGAAAGUCGAUCUGUCCCACAAUCGACUCGUGGGUGCCGUACCUGACACUUGGAAGGAGCUCUGGCUUGACAACAACGUCGUGGUGGAGCUGAGCCAAAACGAACAGCUCGAUGCAUCUUCGGGUGGUUAG